GUGUUUAGUACCACUUCGAACGCUUGUCGGUCUCCAUGUGGGGAGAGUGCUCGACGACCGAUCAUCGAGACAGAUUUUCAUUAGCUCGCAACGACUGAAUGUAACGCCGCUCAACGGCAACAACGCCGUGCGCCUCCAUUCAUUCCGUUGUCGUAGUCAUAGUCGUAGCCUGCGUGUUAGUUUCGAACAAAAGAAAGAAAGCAAAAAAACAUAAGUUUUACGGUUUUAAAUUCAAUUAAUUCAAAGAAGAAUUACUCAAAUUCAAUUAAAAUUCGAUUAGAUUGGAGUUGUGCAACCAGGUGCAAUCUGAGAGAGUGAAAUUUUUACAAAACAUUUUAUUUGAUUAGUGCAACUGCAGACUGACAAAAUACUCGCGGGCAUUUGGAUGCAUCGCUUAGGCCGGAGGACAUUAGAAAUUAGCAAUUAUUUAAUCGAACAUUUUUAAAUUGCUCUAAAUUGUACACUAACUGUUCAACAUAAGGAAUAAAUUGCAAGAAAUAUUGUUUGAAAAUUGCAACGGUGUUGGCUGUAUUGCCGCACGUCCAGUGUUGGAAGUGUGGAGUCGUGAUUUGUUGACGCCUAAUCAAAGCAUUUGAACGAUGAAGUUGCCCAGAGGCCGUCAAGGUCUCUUGGGUGGUGGCGCCCAAAGGCGAAUAACGAACACUUAUCUGUGGUCGCUGAUAUUCGCAAUUUAUCUGAUUACCUUCGUGAGAAAUGACUACAGCUUCGCCGAUGCCAAGGAAUCGAACAAAAAUUGCAACAACACAGUUUGUGAUUGCAAAGGACUGAAGGGGCGCCCUGGUGCUAUUGGUCCAAAAGGUUAUCCGGGCAUUGAGGGUCCACCCGGUGAUGUGGGUCCGUUGGGGCCAUUUGGUCGUCGUGGUGAAUUCGGCGAUCCUGGAGAGUAUGGUGAACAAGGCGAAAAAGGACAUCGAGGUGACAUAGGAGAGCUGGGGCUAUCUGGUCGGCCUGGUCUAACGGGAUUCCCUGGUGAGGAUGGACCCAAGGGCAUUAGUGGCAUUGAUGGUUGCGAUGGCAAACCCGGUCUGCAGGGUUCACCUGGUUUUCCUGGUGAAAACGGUCGCCGUGGGCCAAUGGGCAAGCCUGGCCCAGCAGGUCCCACCGGUGAUGCCGGCGAAGGAGGUAUCAAUUCCAAGGGUACCAAAGGUAAUCGUGGUGAACGCGGCCCUGAUGGUGUAGACGGCCAACCUGGCUAUAUUGGCAUGAAGGGCUACAAAGGUGAUAUCGGUUAUCCUGGUAUUGAAGGCUCAAAAGGUGAAAUAGGUAUAAAGGGUUAUAAGGGAGAUAUGGCGGAACCGGCGAAUCUCCAGCUUUUUGCACAAGGUGAACAGGGCGAGAAGGGUGAACCUGGCGAUGGCGAGGAGAGUGAAUGGAAUUUUGGCAAAGUCAUAAAAGGUUAUAAGGGUGACAGUGGUCCAAAUGGCUGGCCAGGUACUGUUGGUGCUCCUGGUGAACCUGGCGAUGUGGGUCCAACAGGAAUGCCUGGUGUUCGUGGUGACGGUGGAGAACCGGGUGAGCGCGGAAAGCCUGGCAAACCUGGUGAGCCUGGUUUCCCUGGUGAAAAAGGUUUUAAAGGUGCACCGGGUUAUAAUGGUCUCGAUGGCCAAGACGGUUUCAAAGGUGAACAUGGUGAUGAUGGAUUCGAUGGGAUUCCAGGUGUUCAAGGUCCAGCAGGCCCGCCUGGUAUUUACGAUCCUAAUUUGGAUAAAUCUUUCCCCGGUCCUCAAGGUCCACAAGGUGACAUUGGUCCACCGGGUAAUCCGGGUUUAUCUGGCAUACCUGGCGGGCCAGGCCGCCGUGGGCCAAUGGGUCCUCCCGGCCCCCCCGGUGACAUAGGCUUGGAUGGUGCAGCCGGUCGGCGUGGAGAUACUAUUAAAGGUGAUGACGGUGAUUAUGGCUAUUUAGGACCGCCUGGCCCUAUGGGUGCUCCAGGCAAUCCUGGCCUUGUGGGACGCCCUGGUCAAAGAGGACAACCUGGCUUAAAUUUGAGAGGACCUAAAGGAUUCGCUGGGCAGGUGGGUCUAGCUGCAAGUGAUGGUUAUCGCGGAGAUCGUGGUGAAGUUGGACUAACUGGAGACAAAGGUGAACCUGGUGAUGGUUUAAAUAUCAUUGGGCCACCUGGAUCUGACGGCCCACCAGGCAUAAGAGGCCAACCUGGUCUGAAUGGUACCCCCGGCUGGCCAGGCUUGGUUGGUGACAAGGGUGUGCGUGGUGAUGAUUGUGGAAUAUGCCCAGCUGGCCCACGUGGUAUGAAAGGCCUUCAGGGUGAUGCCGGAUAUGCUGGCCUUCACGGCUCGCGUGGCUACAUCGGCUUGACAGGUGAACGUGGUCCCAAAGGUUGGCCUGGUAAUCCCGGCCCGAGGGGCCGAAAAGGAAUUCCAGGUCCUCCUGGCGCCAAUGGUGAUAUAGGACCCCCUGGUCCUCCUGGCCGUCCAGGUUACUCUUAUAAAAUCGGCAACAUCCAAAAACCUGAGAGAGGUGACCAAGGCGAUGCUGGCGAACGGGGCGAACAAGGCGCUACUGGUGAGCGCGGAGUCAAUGGUAUACCCGGCCUGAACGGUGCAAAGGGUGAAACUGGCCUGAGAGGAGAUUUUGGAGAUAUUGGUCGUCCAGGUAGAGAUGGUUCACCAGGUAGGCCUGGUUACGAAGGAAAACCUGGCGCAGAUGCUUCAACGCCCAAGCUUUAUUUAGUUGGUAAUUCUGGAAGAGAUGGUCGCAUUGGUGAACGCGGUGAGGCAGGCAGUGAAGGGCUAAAAGGUGACAAAGGUGAACCGAAUCCUGGCCAAAUUUAUGAUAACAAAGGCGAAGUUGGUGAUAAAGGAUAUAUUGGCCCCGCUGGGGAAAAAGGUUUUAAGGGCGAAGUUGGCGAAGAAGGCAUAAUAGGAUUACCAGGUGAUAUUGGCUUACCUGGUCCAACGAUUGAAGGUCCUGUAGGUGCUAAAGGAUGGCCUGGCUUGACCGGUGAUUAUGGGCAACACGGUGCUCCUGGAAAUGUCGGUCUUGAUGGAUUACCUGGUCUCGAUGGUUUACCUGGUCUAAAAGGACUGCGCGGUGAACCUGGGCGAUAUGUUUUGCCAGGUGAAAUGGGUCCAGGCGGAAAUCCAGGCGUUAGGGGUGAAGAAGGUGAUAUUGGAUUCCCUGGUUCCCCUGGACCAGCUGGAAGACCUGGUGUCAAAGGCAUUAAAGGUUCGAAAGGUGAUGAUGGAGCAUUUGGGUUGCAAGGUUUGCCUGGUAAUAAGGGACAACGUGGUGAUUAUGUGGUCGGAUAUCCUGGCCUUGAGGGAGCUCCUGGCAGAGAUGGCAGAACCGCACCGCAUGGACGCAAGGGUCAAAAAGGUGAGAUUGGCAUGCCAGGACCGGUAGGAGUGCAGGGUGCCAAGGGUAGCAUUGGAUUCCCAGGACGACGUGGUCGUAUUGGUGACCAAGGUAGGUCUGGUGAACCUGGUCAAACCGGAAGCCCUGGCUGGGUUGGAAUUCCUGGCGAACAAGGUGACCGCGGUGAUAUCGGUUUUGACGGAAGAAUUGGAGACAUGGGGCCACGUGGCUCUUUUGGAAACAUGGGACCAAAAGGCCAGUCUGGCGAUUUUGGACCGAUUGGUCGUGCUGGAGUAUCCGGUAUUCCCGGACGUAAAGGUUCGUUGGGUGAUCGAGGUUUUCCCGGGCGUCCUGGUGCUAAAGGCAAUGCAGCAUAUAGUGGCAUUAAAGGUGAAGGCGGUGAACCAGGUCUGAUGGGACCACGAGGCUAUGAUGGAUUACCCGGAAUGAAGGGUGAACGGGGUCCUGAGGGCGAUACACCAGUAGCUUUAGAUGGAGUACCUGGCAUAAAAGGAGAAACGGGUAUUCCUGGACGUUUUGGCUUGGAAGGCUUAGCAGGUCUCAAAGGCGAACAAGGUGAAUACGGUUUAAUCGGGCUUGUUGGGGAUAAAGGCGAAAGAGGAGACGAAGGAUUGGUUGGUUACCGUGGACGUAAUGGCUUACCUGGCAGGAAAGGUGCUAUUGGACUUAUAGGAUUAACUGGUGCUGUUGGGGCUAAGGGAGAUAUUGGUGAAACCGGCUAUCCCGGUAUUCCCGGUAUGAUAGGUGAUCAAGGUGAUGUUGGUCUGGUCGGAGAUGCAGGUGCUCAAGGCGAACAGGGUGAUAUAGGUUAUCCAGGUCGACCCGGUAUAUUGCUACGAGGUUUCGCUCAGAGAGGUGAUAAAGGCGAACAAGGUUUCCAAGGCGAACAAGGUCCGAUUGGUGAGCAAGGCCCUGAUGGGGCACCCGGUUAUGUAGGUCUUAAAGGUGAACGCGGCGAUAUUGGAUUCGCUGGUGCACCAGGUACAGAUGGAUAUGCUGGUCUCAAAGGACAAACAGGAGAUAAAGGUUAUAAGGGUGCCACUGGACCUAUUGCUUCAUUUAUUGAGAAUGGUGACGAAGGUGAGCCGGGAUAUGAUGGCUUCCCUGGACGCCCUGGACGUUUGGGUCCUAAGGGAGCCCCUGGUGAGCAAGGCGAAUAUGGAGAAAAUGGCUUAAUCGGAUUGCCAGGUAUUUCUAUUGGUGGGCCAAAAGGACAGAGUGGUGAUGCAGGCUAUCCUGGACCCCCAGGACGCAACGGUUUGUACGGCACAACUGGCCUUAAAGGUGAACGAGGCAAUUACGGUUUCCAAGGCGAACGCGGUGAACCUGGUUUCGCUAUUCGCGGCAGAAUUGGUGACGUUGGUGAUAUCGGUCUGAUGGGAGAGGCAGGUUUUGAUGGACUAAAGGGUGAACAAGGUAUACAAGGAUUUGAAGGACGUCCCGGUCCAGCUGGCUUCCGCGGUCUACGUGGACCACAGGGUGAUGCCGGUUGGAGUGGCAUUGAUGGUCUAGAAGGUCUUGAGGGCGCCAAGGGUGAACGCGGUUUUACCUACGAUUUUAGUAUGGCCCCACCUGGUGAUCGUGGUGAGCCAGGCCUUGAUGGCUUUAAAGGUGAAAUAGGCGACAUCGGUGAGAUUGGCGAAAUUGGAAGUACAGGUUGGCGUGGUCUUAAAGGUUACCAGGGCGAAGAGGGAUUCAUGGGUGCUGUAGGAGCUGAUGGUCCUCAAGGUGAACGAGGUAUGCCUGGUCUAGAAGGACUACCUGGUUUGCAAGGAGUACCAGGACCACAGGGUCCAGCUGGUCCACCUGCACCACCACCACCACUGCCAAAGAGUCGCGGAUUUGUAUUUGUGCGUCAUUCACAAUCGGUACGCAUACCCGAGUGUCCGGCGAAUACGAACAAGCUGUGGGAAGGCUUCUCGCUUGCAGGCAACAUUGGUAGCAGCAUGGCAGUUGGACAAGACCUAGGACAAUCCGGUUCCUGCAUGAUGCGUUUCACGACAAUGCCAUACAUGUUCUGCGACGUGAACAAUGUGUGCAAUUACGCGCAAAAUAAUGACGACAGCUUGUGGCUCUCCACGGCUGAACCUAUGCCGAUGAACAUGGCGCCCAUACAGUCUUUCGAUCUGAUGAAGUUCAUUUCACGUUGUGUAGUCUGCGAAACGACCACGCGUAUCAUUGCGCUACACAGCCAAAGCAUGAGUAUACCGGACUGUCCGAAUGGUUGGGAAGAAAUGUGGACCGGUUACAGUUAUUUGAUGACUACAACUGAUAACACAGGUGGUAUUGGUCAGAAUUUAGUUUCGCCCGGUUCUUGCUUGGAAGACUUCCGCACCAAUCCGGUCAUUGAGUGUCAUGGUCAUGGUCGCUGCAAUUAUUAUGAUCCACUCGCCUCCUUCUGGUUGGCUGUGAUUGAAGAAUACGAACAAUGGGUGCAGCCGAAACAGCAAACACUAAAGGCCGACCAAACCAGCAAAGUCAGCCGCUGCACCGUUUGCCGGCGCAAGAACGAUUCAUAUAUCCGACGCCUCUCGUCGGUGCAAGUGCAGGCUACUGAGUUCCGUCGCGGUCCUGAGCGUGUUGUGCCCGAACCACGAGUCGUGCCAUCGCCAAUACGGCGACCCCAACAAACGCCAGCGAGGAACACCUACUAUCGCCCGAACUACCGACGUCCCGACCCGCACGGUCGCCCCUACAACUAUGCCGGGCAGCAGUAUGGCGGCAGUCGCAUACGGCGUCCACGUGAAGACACAUACGCGCCAUAAAUUUUGAUUCAGCUCCAUUUCUGAUUCCAAACUCACAAAACAAAAUAGGUAGAAGCUUAAUAUUUUCCUUAAAAUAAACAAUUAAAUUCCUUAAAAUAAAUUAAUUAAAAAACAAAAACAAAAACAAAAACAAUCAAAUCACUGAGUAUAUAUGUAUGUAAAUGAUAAAAUAUGUAUGUAACACUUACGAAUAAAUUUUAGGUUAUGUGAAAAAAUGCCAUUUUUGUGCCAUUACAAAAAUCGAGAAACUUUGUUAAUGCCAAGUAAAUGUUUUUCUCAAUAUUUUUUGUUAAACCCCUUUUUUAUAUCUUAAAAUGAUGUGACCAUGUUGAGAACAAAUUUCUACUGCGCCUACACAUUUGUAUGCAGAUGUAGGAUCAAAAUAAAGCGGCUUACUGUAGCCAGAUAUAAUAUUUGUUAAAAGAAGUAUGAGAAAAAUAAGAAUAUAAAAUUUGUAAAAAAUACGAAAAAUAUAAUUUUCAAUUUUAUACACCAGAUACUGCCCAGCACGCAUUAAUUGCAAAGUUAAUGUAAAUGUACUAAAAAUACGAGUUUUUUCUAAUCUUAGUUGAAUUGCGAAUAAAACCAAAUGCAAACCAAUCUAAUGUAACUUAACUACUUUAUUACAGAUAUACGUUAAUGUAAAUAAUAGUAAUGAUGAAAUAAUCUAAAGAAUAAAACAAAAUAUUUUGUGAA
Molecule: messenger RNA, 6818 nt
Organism: Anastrepha obliqua
Lineage: Eukaryota; Metazoa; Arthropoda; Insecta; Diptera; Tephritidae
Gene: vkg
Product: collagen alpha-5(IV) chain
Exons: 9
Coding region: 600-6122 (1840 amino acids)
Cellular component (GO): collagen trimer
Molecular function (GO): extracellular matrix structural constituent
Source: RefSeq, a predicted model, not a curated record